CUACAACACAACCAUCCAUGCAUUCGCAAGAGCAGGAGAAUGUUCCAAGGCUGAACCACUUCUGUUGGAGGAGAUGUAUCAAGAGUUCUUAGAUGGCAACGAGAGUGCAGGCCUAAUAUCAUUCAUUCAGUGGUGUGUUGGAGCUCUGGCAAAAUCCAGCAACCCUGAUUCGGCUCAAAGAGCUGAAGCUGUGCUGGAUCGAAUGAUUGACCUCUUCAAUAGUGGUACCCUCUCUGUACAACCAGAUUUAAUCAGCUUUAGCUCAGUCAUCAAUGCCUAUGCUAAGGGUGGUCUUGCCGAUGAUGCAGAAAGGGUACUGAGAAGGAUGCAAAAGGACUAUCAAGGUGGUCUCUUGGAUGAGCCCCCCAACACAAUCUGCUACAACACAACCAUCCAUGCAUUCGCAAGAGCAGGAGAAUGUUCAAGGCUGAAGCACUGUUGGAGGAGAUGUAUCAAGAUUUCCUUGAUGGCAACAAGAGUGCAAGGCCUAAUACUCAGUCAUUCAAUGUUGUGUUGGAUGCUCUGGCAAAAUCAAGAAACCCUGAUUCAGCAAAAAGAGCAGAAGCUGUGUUGGGUCAAAUGAUUGACCUCUCUAGUAGUGGUACCCUUUCCGUACAACCCGAUACCUACAGCUACAACUCUGUCAUCAAUGUCUAUGCCAAGCAUGGCCUUCCCGACGAGGCAGAAGGAGUUCUGAGAAGAAUGACGAAGGCCUAUCACGAUGGUAUUCUGAAUGAGCCCCCAAAUACAGUGUCCUACACUGCAGCUAUCCAUGCAUUCGCAAGAGCAGGAGAAUGUUCCAAGGCUGCAUUCCUCUUGGAGGAGAUGUAUCAAGAGUUCUUAGAUGGCAACGAAAGUGCACGGCCUAAUAAUCAUUCAUUCAGUGGUGUGUUGGACGCUCUGGCAAAAUCCAGCAACCCUGAUUCGGCUCAAAGAGCUGAAGCUGUGCUGGAUCGAAUGAUUGACCUCUUCAAUAGUGGUACCCUCUCUGUACAACCAGAUUUAAUCAGCUUUAGCUCAGUCAUCAAUGCCUAUGCUAAGGGUGGUCUUGCCGAUGAUGCAGAAAGGGUACUGAGAAGGAUGCAAAAGGACUAUCAAGGUGGUCUCUUGGAUGAGCCCCCCAACACAAUCUGCUACAACACAACCAUCCAUGCAUUCGCAAGAGCAGGAGAAUGUUCCAAGGCUGAAGCACUGUUGGAGGAGAUGUAUCAAGAGUUCUUAGAUGGCAACAAGAGUGCAAGGCCUAAUAUUCGGUCCUUCAAUGCCGUUUUGGAUGCUCUCGCAAAAUCAAGCAAUGUUGAUUCAGCAAGACAAGCAGAAGCUGUGCUGGAUCGAAUGAUUGACCUAUUCAAUAGUGGUACCCUCCCUGUACAACCAAAUUCAAUCAGCUACAACUCAGUCAUCAAUGCUUUUGCCCAGUGUGGACUCGGUCAUGAUGCAGAGAGGUUAUUCCAAUGCAUGGUUCAAGACUAUGAUGGCGGGGACACAUCAGCAAAACCAGACAUCAUUACCUUCAAUGUCUUGCUCAAGUCAUAUUCCAAAUCUGAUGUUUUAAAUCCUGGGGCAAAGGCUGAUGCAGCACUGAAGUUGAUGAUGGAUCAUUUCAAGUUGGAGCCAAAUGCUGCAUUAUUAAUCUCAGCCAAAAUUUGCUGGCGAAAAGAUUUGACGCAUCCAAAUACAAAAAAACGACUGUCUGAGUUGCAAGCAGCAAUAGAGAGGAUUGGCAAACCCAAUGGCAAGAGCAAACGGAGAGGUCAGAGAAGAUCUGGCAAGAAGCAUUAG
Seminavis robusta is the source of this 1782-nucleotide messenger RNA. The record is from the annotation of a GenBank genome assembly. NCBI's taxonomy places the organism in Eukaryota, Bacillariophyta, Bacillariophyceae, Naviculales, Naviculaceae.